This is a messenger RNA of Cucumis sativus (cucumber), 815 nucleotides long. RefSeq lists its product as uncharacterized. The transcript is spliced from 3 exons. The record is from RefSeq and is a predicted model, not a curated record. Lineage: Eukaryota; Viridiplantae; Streptophyta; Magnoliopsida; Cucurbitales; Cucurbitaceae. The coding region runs from base 116 to 631 and encodes 171 amino acids.
CGUACAUUAUCCAAAAGAAAGAGGAAGAAGAAGAGGAGGAGGAAGAAAGGAAGGAAGAAAGAAGAUGUUAGGAUUCUCGAAAGCAGAGUCAAAAUCAAAAUCCUAAAACUCCAGAAUGCUAACCCAUGUAAAAGGUCCACUUCCCCCAACUCCACCAACCCUACCACAUCCUAAUUGGAACACCACCGUCCUCCGAUUCACCGCUCCCCUCGCCCUUACCACAUCCACUUGCCGUAUAGCAACCACUGCGGCAGCGAUUCUCGCAGCUGCAGCCGUGAUUGCUUCGCCUCCCCCGUCUGCCGCCACCGAGACCAGCGCUACCUUAUCAGAACAACAAGAAGAAAGUAGUACGCUGUCGAACAUUCCGCAGACUCUUUCCGGCGAGUGCGCGCAGCCGAGCGACUGCAAGAAGGCGAGAAUUCAACGGCCGAAGUCGAGGAAGGCGGAAUCUUGCACGAUAAAGUGCGUGGGAACUUGCAUUAGAGGCGGCGAUGGAUCUCCCGGAGAAGGGCCUCUGAACAUCAGGAGACCAAUUGUUGUUUUCAAGCAAGGGUUUCGAAGUCGUCAAUACUGUUUGGUGGAAUGUUCAGAUAUAUGCAAUUUGAUCGGAGAUGGUGAUGAUGGACCUUAACAACAUUUUUCUCUUUCUUUUUUCUAUAUUUCUCCUCACAUUUCUUUUUUCUCUUUCCUUUAUUUCAUUCAUGAAAUAAAUUUUAUGUCAUUCUUUUUCCCCUAAAAACAAUUCCUUCCAAAUGCUGGAUUACUUUAAUUACAAUAUAAUAUUUUAAUACUAAUUCAAGCAUUACAAUCACUAA